AUGCCUUACAGAACUACACGACUUUUGCAGAGUCUUCUAUAUGAAGGUGUUUCUACAGUUCCUCUGAAUGCUCUUCCGGAUUUUAGCCCUGUCCAUAUUGGACUUUCACCAACCACGAGAGGAGUUGGCGAUAUUAAGGUGAAUAGCUAUUUUAAGACAAAGAGAGAGUUGAUGUUGAGGAUGAAGAAAUGGGCUUUAGAGUGGAAGUUUGAGUACAAGACUGUCUCUUCUAACAAGUCAAGAGUGCUUUUGAGUUGUGUUGAUGAAAAUUACACGUGGAGGAUGCGUGCUACCAAGCUACCUCUUUCAGAUUUUUUCGUUGUUAAAAAGUAUGUUCAUGAGCAUACAUGCGAUACAACACACAGGAAAGCCAACCACAGACAAGCAUCUGCAAAGUUGUUGGGUUCUUUGAUUUGCAGCAAUUAUGGAGAAAAAAAGGAAGGUCUCAAACCGAAACAGAUCAUUGAACAGGUCAGGAUGCUGCAUGAAACAAACCCUGGUUCCUUGACUUAUCAACAUGUGGAUGCUGCAGGAAAGUUCAAGUAUGCAUUUGUGGCUUUUGGUCCUUCGAUAAGGGGAUUCUCAUUGAUGAGGAGAGUUAUUGCAGUAGAUGGUACAUUUCUGAAGGGAAAAUUCAAUGGGACUUUAUUGGCAGCUUGUGCUCAAGAUGGGAAUUAUCAUCUAUAUCCUCUCGCCUUUGCAGUGGUUGACGCAGAAAAUGGCGCCUCUUGGAAAUGGUUCUUUAGAGGUUUGAGCCAGAAGAUCCCGGACGCUUCGGAUCUUGUUUUUGUAUCAGACAGGGCUAACUCCAUUUCUUCAGCGUUGGAGGAUGUAUAUCCCUUAUCUCACCAUGGAAUUUGCAGGAUCCAUCUGCUCCGCAACAUCACUCCUACAUAUGUGAAGAUUGGUUUGCUACCUCUGGUGGAAAGCGCUGCUGAUGCCUAUACGUGUCACGAGUUCUGGUUAAUCUUCAAGGACAUAAAGGAUAAAUGUCCUGAAUUGGCUAAGUAUCUGGAAGAUUCUGAUUUUAGGAAGUGGGCACGAAGCUAUGCGCCUGCGAACAGGUAUAAUAUCAUGACUACCAACAUUGCAGAGUCUCUCAAUUCUAUGUUGAGGAUGCCUCGUGAGUUGCCCAUUAUCUCUCUCCUUGAAACUAUCAGAUUGACGAUGACCACUUGGUUUUUUGAGCGACGCGAAGCGGCUGCGAAACAUAAGCACCUAGUUACUCCAAAAGUUGUGCAGAAAUUGGUAUCUAGGUUAGGGGCCGCAAUGUUGUUGAAUGUGUAUCAAGUUGAUCGAAGCGAGUUUGAGGUGAAGAAUGAAACAAUGAAGUUUGUUGUUGACUUGGAGAAGCGGCAUUGCACAUAUAAUGUUUUCGACAUUGACAAGAUCCCCUGCAUCCAUGCCAUCGCUGCUGCUAAGCAUAUCAAGAGAGAUGAAAACCUUUUUGUUGAUGCUUCUCACUUGACAGAAACCUGGGCUAAAGCUUAUGCUGAAAGCAUACAUCCUGGUGGAGAGUUGUCAACGUCCACCUAUCCAGAGAAUAUUGAUGAACUGUCUUGCCCACCUCCAGCUACCAAAAAGAAAAGUGGACGCCCUCCUACAAAGAGAAAGAGAUCCGUUGGCGAGUUUGGGGUUCCUGGAUCUAAAUCUCAGUCCCACAAGUGCAGCAGAUGUGGCACAGGAGGGCACAACAAGAGCACAUGCGAGAGGCCUAUAGGAUGA
Brassica napus (rape) is the source of this 1725-nucleotide messenger RNA. RefSeq lists its product as uncharacterized. The record is from RefSeq and is a predicted model, not a curated record. The coding region runs from base 1 to 1725 and encodes 574 amino acids. Gene Ontology annotation, molecular function: zinc ion binding. The transcript has 2 exons. Lineage: Eukaryota; Viridiplantae; Streptophyta; Magnoliopsida; Brassicales; Brassicaceae.